Molecule: messenger RNA, 3099 nt
Organism: Sorex araneus (European shrew)
Lineage: Eukaryota; Metazoa; Chordata; Mammalia; Eulipotyphla; Soricidae
Gene: FAM162B
Product: family with sequence similarity 162 member B
Exons: 4
Coding region: 262-750 (162 amino acids)
Source: RefSeq, a predicted model, not a curated record
UGUGCAGAAGGCGGCUCGCCCCCACGCUCCGGCUUUUCCCUCUCCAAGCAGGCGGCCCCCUGGGCCGGACCUGGCGAGAGACUCGGCCCCGGAGGUCUUGACUGCUUGGUCCAGGGUCGAGCCGGAGGGCGGGGACCUGGACUCCAGUGCGCUGGCGUCAGAGGCUCCAUCCAGCUGCGCUUCCCGAGCUCCCACGGGAGCGCGGGGGACCGCGGUGGGGGCGCGGGCCAGGCGACGGCGGGCGCGGGAAGCGGGCGCAGCAUGUUGGCGGCGGUGGGGAGCCUCCUGCGCCCCGGCUUGGGACCCAUACUCCGCUGCAUCCCGGGGGCGCGUCCCGCAGCUGCGUGGGGCGCGCUGGCGCCUCUCCGUGCCCCGACCGCACCCCGAUACAACAGUGGCGGGGCCCCCAGCGGCUCUGGGCCCCAGAGUCCAGGGAAGGUUCAUCGGGUCCCCGCCGAACUCAAGCCUUCACAAUUCGACAAAAAAAUUCUGCUGUGGACCGGGCGUUUCAAAGCCCUGGAGGACAUCCCGCCCCGGGUCCCACCAGAAAUGAUAGAUGCUGCAAGAAACAAAGCUCGAGUGAAAGCUUGUUACAUAAUGAUUGGACUCACCAUUAUUGCCUGUUUUGCCGUGAUAGCAUCAGCCAAAAGGGCUGUAGAACGACAUGAAUCCUUAACAAGUUGGAACCUGGCAAAGAAAGCUAAGUGGCGUGAAGAAGCUGCAUUGGCUGCACAGGCUAAGGCUAAAUGAUAUUCUAAGUGGCAAAGAGUUCAUCAGAAUAUCAUCACUAUUCUCAGCAACAAAAAUACAUUUGCAAAAGAGAAUAUUUAACAAUUUUUUUCUGCCAUGGUUUUAUUUUGGUGACAAGUAGUUUAAUCUUUUUUUGCUAUUUAGUAAACUUUAUUUUGAGGUAUAACACACGAAUACACACUGCUUGAUGGAGUGUGUGGAACCACUGGCUAGGUCAAGCAUAGGAACAGCAGAGUAACAGUAGCACUCUAGAAACAUCCUUCCAGCCUUCUCUGUUAACACUCUCCAAAAGGUGGCCAUUGUUCUGGGCUUUAUCACAAUAUCCUGCCUUUUUCUAAGAUACUACUUUACAUAAAUGAAACUAUGCAAAAUGUGCUUGUGUGGAUUCUUUCUCUCAAUAUAUUUCUGAGAACAUUGUUCAUUUUCACUGCAUAAGAUCAUUCUUUUGCAUGACUGUAUCACAAAUGAUCAGAAUAUUUGACUCAGUUUUAGCAAUUAAUGACAAUGCAAAAGGAGCACUCUGUGCAUGUCAUUAAAAUUAUAUUGAAAUGAAACCAGAAAGAUAAUACAGCUAGUAAAGUUCUUGCUUUGCAUGCAACCCAUCUGGGUUUUAUUCCUGUCACCUCAUAUGAUCCCUUAAGUAACACCAGGAGUGAUUCUUGAGCACAAAGCUAGAAGUAAGUCCUGAGCACAGCUGGAUAUGGUCCUAAAACAACAAUAAUAAGAAAGAAAGAAAGCUGAACUAAAUCACUAUGGGCUCUAAUUUUAACCAAAGUUGUGCAAUGCUUGGUGAAUGGAUAGCCCUUUUGGUUAUUCUUUUCAUACUCUGCAAGCUACCGAGAGUAUCCCACCAACAUGGCAGAGCCUGGCAAGCUCCUGGUGGCGUAUUUGUUAUGCCAAAAACAGUAACAACAAGUCUCACAGUAGAGACGUUACUGGUGCCCACUCGAGCAAACCGAUGAACAAUGGGAGGAUAGUGCUACAGUGCUAGUCUGCAACCAGGUGAAACUACUUUGAACGGUUUAUAAAGCAACAAUUACUAAUUUCAAAGCCUAUUGUAAAGUGCUAAAGUACUAAAAUAAUAAUUUGAAAAGCAAUUUUUUAAAGCACUGUAGUUCCAUUGUUCAUCGAUUUGCUUGAGCGGGCGUCAGUAACGUCUCCAUUGUGAGACUUCUUGUUACUGUUUUUCACAUAUCGAAUAUACAUACCACAGGUAGCUUGCCAGGCUCUGCCGUGCAGGUGGGAUACUCUGGGUAGCUUGCCGGGCUCUCCAAGAGAGACGAAGGAAUCGAACCCGAGUUGGUCGCGUGCAAGGCAAAUGCCCUACCUGUGGUGCUAUCGCUCUAGUUCAUUUUUAAAAGAAUAUUAAACAUUAAAGAAAAUGGUUUAAUGCUUUCAAAACUUGUUUGCAUCCAAAACAACUUCAAAAUGAUCUCUUCUUGCAUUUUUGAUAUCUGUAAUUUUUAACCAGAAAUGCAGGUAAUUGGGAAGAUAUAAUUUCUAUCAUAAACUUAAAACUACAUAAUUAGCUCUCAACACUUUAUAAUUUUGAUAAAAGCCAGCCUAUCUAAUGAGCUGUCAAACUUAACUUUUUGUUAGACAGUCUGUGAUUUGAAAAUGAAAAUGUUAAUAUGUGUGGCUAUGAUGCUAACCUCCCCUCUGAACUAAACUCUACAAUUCAUCAAGAAAACAUGAAGCACUGUUUCCCAAUCAACCUAGAUAUUGGCCCUUUGAACAUUUUAUACAGUGGAUCUCUCUGCUUCGCCCAAGUGGAACUUCUCAGAAUUUCAUCUUGAGUUAUUGACUUUUCACACAGGGUUUUACCCAAUAGAACAAAGCCCAAAUAAGACUCAGAAUGGGUGAGAUAUUUGUUUGUUUUUGUACAACACUACAAAGGAUUAUGAUUAUGAGAAUAAAGAUAACUAUAGCAUGCCACAGGCUAUCAGGCUAUCCUGAACAGAACAGUUUUAAGAAAGAGUAUAUACAGAGUUAGACCAAUUCCCUGAGAACUACUUAUUCUGUAUGUUUUCUUAAAAGUCGUGUGUGUGUGUGUGUGUGUGUGUGUGUGUGUGUGUGUGAGCACCUGCAUGCACAGGGUGGGGAUGCCUCUAUCCAGGAGAUCCAGGAACUGAACCUGAAAGUCUUUGUUUAAAAAAUUUUCCCAAACAUUUGAAGAUUCCCCAAAUUUUCUACGAGAGUAUAUAGACUAUUAAAAUAAAACGUUUGUAGCACUGUAGCACUGUUGUCCCAUUGUUCAUCCACUUCAAAACAUUUGCUCAUCAUCCAGUCCAAAACAUUUGUAAAAAUGAAUGUAUAGUGACUUCCAUUUCUGGCUAGAUGGAAAACUGA